Molecule: messenger RNA, 3748 nt
Organism: Oncorhynchus tshawytscha (Chinook salmon)
Lineage: Eukaryota; Metazoa; Chordata; Actinopteri; Salmoniformes; Salmonidae
Gene: klf5l
Product: Kruppel-like factor 5 like
Exons: 4
Coding region: 166-1455 (429 amino acids)
Biological process (GO): regulation of transcription by RNA polymerase II
Molecular function (GO): RNA polymerase II cis-regulatory region sequence-specific DNA binding; DNA-binding transcription factor activity, RNA polymerase II-specific
Source: RefSeq, a predicted model, not a curated record
GGUAAAAUGACCUGUGAGCCAGUGAGGGAUUUGGAAUUACUGCGCGCACCUGGACCCGACAACGACGCGCUUAUCACGCAACAGUUGUCAAAUCUAUAUGUACUUUACAUAAGUCAUAUUUAUAAAGGAAGCGCUAUUUGAAUACGUUUUAUCGGAGAGAUAACUAUGGCAACUAGUAUAGGACUGGCCAUGAAUCCUCCACACACAGAUGAGAGGGCUGUUUUCACGCAGCUGAAGCCUGUGCGGAUGUCUGGAGCCGACGGCGCAGAGGACUCGUCCGUGUUCGAGGAAGUGAAACCCGCGAUCCGGUUGGAGAUGGAAAAAUACCUCUCCCAGACCCCAGGCAGCCCCCUCAUCCCUCCCUCCAUGGCCCCCACAGACAAGAAGAACCGCAGAGAGAGCGCCUCGUUGGUGGACGAGUACUUCUCAGAGGAGAAGCCCAACACGGCCCCAUACAGCGUCAACAUCAACCUCAUCCUCCCCAACACCACCCACCUCCGCACUGGCCUGUACCGGCCCAACAAGCCUAACCAGCAGCACCACCAGGCCCACCAAAAUCACCUACUCCAACACAUCAAGACAGAGCCGGGUGUGGAUGUGCCAGUGCCCUGCUCCAUACAGACCUUGCCUGACUUCACGUCUGUCUUCAGCAUGCCCCAGACCGUCAACACCAUGUUUAUCAAACCCGACAUGGCUGCCGGUGGCCACCCAGUUUCAGACACACACACAGAGCUGUACAUUGGCCCCCAGAAACCACAGGUCUACCAGAUGCCUGUUCCUGUCAGUGGAGCUGACCUCACAAUGACCCUCUCCCACAGCAGCCAACCAGGGAACGGCGGAGCAAGCAACGGUAGAACCAUGAUAAACCUGAACAGUGUCUCCUUGACGACGGUGGGUCACGGCGGUGGUGACUCGUCGUUUGCGAUGCCGGACCAUUUCUACCACCACCACACCACCGCAUCGCCCCAGUCCCAGCCCCACAGCCUACCUCCCUCACCCCCCAACUCCCAGCCGGGUAGUCCUGAGAACCAGGCAGAGCUGCUCACCCCCCCUCCCCCCUACCAGGCCUCCACGAGGCUGGGAUUGAAGGUCACCCAGAUGUCCCACCACUCCAUGCUCAUGGCCCAUGGACAGGGGGUGCUGACGGGACCCAGGUACAACCGACGGAACAACCCAGAGCUGGAGAAGAGACGGAUCCACUUCUGUGACUUCCCAGGCUGCACCAAGGUUUACACAAAGAGCUCUCACUUGAAAGCACACCAAAGGACACACACCGGAGAGAAACCAUACCGUUGCAGCUGGGAGGGCUGUGACUGGCGUUUCGCCCGCUCUGACGAGCUGACGCGACAUUACCGUAAACACACGGGAGCCAAGCCCUUCAAGUGUGUGGCCUGCAGUCGUUGUUUCUCCCGUUCAGAUCACCUGGCCCUACACAUGAAGCGCCACCAAAACUAAACACACACACACACACGCUACGGCCACCUGAAGCAUCACCCGAACUGAGGGACAUCAUCCUGAAGCCCCCAAAAUGCAUUGCACCGCAUAAGGGCUGCGGAUGGACUGCCUGACUGACGGACCUAUCCUCCUAUUCAAAACUCAAAACUCCUUAUCAUGAAAUAUUUGACACCAUCUACAACGAUACAAUGAUCAAAAUGUCUGCUCCUGACGUCACUACUAUCGGGAGGUACGGACUUUCAAAGAGAUAGCGGCCCAUGGACGCCAGCCUCCAAUUGAACCCACGUAAUAAUGGAUGUAUGCCUGUCUGUCUGUAUAUAUAGUUGCGUAUAGUGUGUCGUUGUGUGUGUUUCUGAAAAAGCAAAGAAUUUAUUGACAUUUAUACUUGACUAUAAUUUUUUUUUUUUUACACAUCUGCAGUUGAGAUUUCAUUCCAAUCAUGACCAUGUUGGACAAUACUUUCAAGUCACAUGAGCUUCCUUAUAUGGUAACAUAUAUCUUCGUGACAAAUCAACAGAAUCCUCUGGAAAACGCCGUUGGACAUCGUCUUACAUUCAUAACAACUCGUUUCUAUUCGGGUUCCUGAGAGCCUGGAGCGUUUAGCCAUGUUUAUUAUUCUUUCUGUAACCACGGAGACAAACCUCUUUGAUAGGGGCUCGCAACAACAUUACCCUGCAUCUAUUUGCAGUGUCAUCUUUAAGAGUUUGUCUAACAGUUCAUGCAUGUAUUAUAACUUCUUAUUUUGGUUAUUAUGUUUUAAUGUUAAUUAGUCUUGUCCUGCGACCUCACUAUUUAUGUAUAAUAAUUACUGAGUUGAAUUUACUACAGCUCAAAAGACAAUAGUUAACCACAUUACCUUGAAAUUAGAAUCGUCCCCAUGCAGAUUUUGAUAUUUACAAAUCAGUUUUUUUUUAUUAUGUAUUGUAGCCUGAUAAGAGUUGAACUAGUGUGUGUGCCAAACGAUUAGAGAACAUGCUUCAUACAGGUUAUCAUGUUGAAAGAUAUUGGCAGCAGGAUAUGAGACAAUGCCCAACCCCUCCAUGGUCACCUUUAUUACACUAUUAGUCAGUCACAGUAAUGAUUCAUUAACAUAAUGAUGCUGGAUGGACACUUUUUUACAUGUUUUUUUUUUAAACACGAGGGCACAUACAGUACAUUCAUACAUAUCGGUCAAAGCAGUGGACAUACAUUUAGGGUUUAAGCCUAAUUCUGGACUAAAAAAAAUGAAAUGAAUGGAGAAUCUCCAUUGGUGUCCAGGGAACUUUCCCUUUCUGCUGUCAGUUGUUUUCACCUGUCAGAUAUGAUUGGCUGACCUUUGGCCUUUGAUAGUUGUAAGGCUGGCAACUGUUUACCCUAAGUUGCCCAUACACCCAUGUAAUAACUGUAGUAAAUGGUUUAAAUCAUAUCAGUUUGGGCAAAUGCCCAGUUGGUUUUAUACUCUGUGUCUGUCAUUCUGCCUUUCUGAAUGGAGUCUGUCUCUCCUCUCUUAUGACCUUAUCAAUGUUUAGACCAUUAAGCAUUCUUCCAGCCAGUACUGUCAGCUACCUUUCUCUAGCCUUCCCACUAAGUACUGAGUUUCUGUACCUAUUGUUGAACAUGGAGGGACGAAUUCCUGCCCCCCCCCCUAGUGGAUGUACAUUCAACAAGGCGGACUUCCUCUCUGGGUGGAACGCAACGACAAUGUGGACAAAAGUGCGCGCUGCCCCAAAAGAACAGACUCAGUCCUUGCACAUGCACGCAUGUCGAUCGACAGAGUGACGCUUGAAGCAACCUUAAGCCUAGCCCUAGACUAAAAAAAAGCACUUUGAAUGGAGGUUGUUCACGAAGCAAGUUUUUUUUAGUUGAGCACUCGAAGUAGGCUUAAUCUGGGUCCGGGAAACCAUCUAGGAGUAUUCAACACUUAUGAGGCCACUAAAUUAUACAUUUCCGUCUUUCUGACAGAGAGACUGUUUUGUUUUUAGCUCACUGAAUGACUAAAGCACUUCCUUCACUCUAGGAACAAGUUCUCUGCGUUAACUUCCUUCAAUGAGAGGGAGCUAUGAUGAAUCACUGUAUAUACUGUCAUUUUUGAAUAGAAGACUUAAGUUGUGAAUAUGUUUUCUCUAGUAUAGGAUCUUUUUGCUAUGAACAAAAGGGGAUUCUAGGUUGGUGUUUAAUGGCUGGUUAUUCAUUUUGACACCUAUUGCGUGUAUGGUAUGCAACAGAAUCAGCUCUGUACGACUUUUUUUGUGUAUUUCAUUCGUUUUUUUGUUUGUGCAAAAUCCUGAAAGUGAAUAAAGAGAUUACAACUAGA